Molecule: messenger RNA, 2052 nt
Organism: Osmia bicornis bicornis
Lineage: Eukaryota; Metazoa; Arthropoda; Insecta; Hymenoptera; Megachilidae
Product: cytochrome P450 9e2-like
Exons: 1
Coding region: 192-1745 (517 amino acids)
Molecular function (GO): oxidoreductase activity, acting on paired donors, with incorporation or reduction of molecular oxygen; heme binding; iron ion binding
Source: RefSeq, a predicted model, not a curated record
GCUAAAAAGUCGUACGAAGCUGAUGCAACGAGCAGUUGCUGUUCGAACAGCGUACUAGAACGGUCAACAGCGUACAUAGAAACCUUCUCAGAGUACAAUUUCGAACAGACUCUGAAAUCCACCCAAUUAAUACACAUAUUCUAAGGUGGGCAAGUGUAUCAAACAAUCAAUCGUGCAUCGAAGUGUUCAAAAUGUGGACAAUAAUCUUAGCAGUCGUGGCUGUGCUUGUAGUAGUCUACAAGUACAUGACCGACUACGAUUUUUUUGAAAAACGAGGAAUACCUUACGCAAAGCCUUUUCCUUUUCUCGGAAGCAUAUGGGAGGCAGUGUUGAUGCGAUGCACGUUCGCAGAAGUGGUCCGCCAAUUGUACGAAUUGAACCGCGAGGCAAAGUACGUGGGUUUCUUCGACUUUCUCACUCCAGUGGUGACCAUCCGCGACCUGGACCUGAUCCGAUCAGUGACCAUCAAGAAUUUCGAUAACUUCCCCGACCACAGAUCCUUUCAGAACGACGAGAUCGAUCCUCUGUUCAGCAAGAAUCUGUUCAACCUCCGUGGAGACAGAUGGAGGGAGGUUCGAACGACCCUGAGCCCAGCCUUCACCUCCAGCAAGAUGAAAGCUAUGUUCAUAUUGAUGAGAGAAUGUGCCAAGAAAUACGGCGAGAAUCUAUCCUCCCUGCCGGCUGAUCAGAGGAUCCUGGAACUGAAAGAUGCCUACACCAGGUACACCAAUGAUGUGAUAGCUACCUGUGCGUUUGGAGUGAACGUUGACUCAAUGACGGACCGUAAGAAUAAAUUCUACGUAUAUGGUCGCGAGGCUACCACCUUUGGAAGACUGCAGUCCCUAAAGUUCUUCCUUAUUAGAAGCUUCCCUAAACUGUGUAAUUUGCUGAACGUGAAGAUAGUGAAGACAGAGAUCGCGGAGUUCUUCCAGAAUCUGGUAUCAGAUACCAUCAAGGUCAGAGACGAAAGAGGUAUCGUUCGUCCGGAUAUGAUCCAGUUGAUGAUGGAGUCCAGAGGGAAAAUGGGUCCUGGUAAGGAAUUGACCAUCGAGGAUAUGACUGCUCAGGCGUUCAUCUUCUUUUUCGGUGGUUUCGAGAGCACCUCGACCACCAUGUGCUUCGCGACCUACGAGGUAGGAGUUAAUCCAGAUGUCCAAAAGAAACUUCAAGAAGAGAUUGAUCAAGUAUUGGAAGAUUGCAAUGGAGAGGUUACUUAUGAAGCUAUCAAUAACAUGAAGUAUUUAGAUGCUAUCAUCAAUGAGUCUCUCAGGAUGUAUCCGGUUAUUGUGGCUGUUGAUAGAAUUUGUAUGAAGGACUUUGAACUGCCUCCAGCAUUGCCGUCAGUGAAACCUCAUGUUGUUAAAAAGGGUGAAUAUAUCUGGAUACCUAUCUACGGGGUACAGCACGACCCAGAUCAUUUCCCAGAGCCGGAUAAAUUCAAUCCUGACAGAUUCCUCGAUGACCCAAAGAAGAUUAUGAACUCUGGAGCGUUUUUGAGCUUUGGACUUGGGCCCAGAAUGUGUAUUGGUAACAGGUUCGCUCUGUUGGAGGCCAAAACUUUGCUCUUCCAUGUCUUCGCUAAUUGUGAACUGAAACCUUGUUCGAAGACCACCAUACCAAUGAAACUGAGCAAACAGGGAUUCGCCAUGACUGCUGAUGGUGGAUUCUGGUUCGACGUUCAGCCCAGAAAGAAACCACAGCACGUGAUGGUCAAUUCAGUGAGCAGCAAUGGAGUGGCUUUCUGAAGGAAUUUGUUUUUUUUAAUUAUAUUUGUGCAUAUAUUUUUCAGUGUUUAGUAGCUGUAAUAUGAUUUCGUAAGCAAAAAUAAUUCUUGUUGUGUUAAUUAUAAUUCUCUGUGCCAGUAGCUUUCGAUGACUUCUCUGGAGUGUAUUAAGUAGCAAAUGGCCUUGUUUUAUCGUAGUAUACAAAUUGAAUGAUAUCCAUUGAAGAUGAAUGAAAUUGAUAAAUCACUGAUAAAAAAGACACUCGAUAGGGACACGUGUUGUUUUUACACGCUGAAUUCUAAAUAAAGUUCGUUUAAGUUAUAUUUGA